Messenger RNA from Aspergillus udagawae, 3147 nucleotides. RefSeq lists its product as uncharacterized. The transcript is spliced from 8 exons. Gene Ontology annotation, molecular function: 3-(3-hydroxyphenyl)propionate hydroxylase activity; FAD binding. The coding region runs from base 1 to 3147 and encodes 1048 amino acids. NCBI's taxonomy places the organism in Eukaryota, Fungi, Ascomycota, Eurotiomycetes, Eurotiales, Aspergillaceae. Gene Ontology annotation, biological process: 3-(3-hydroxy)phenylpropionate catabolic process. The record is from RefSeq and is a predicted model, not a curated record.
AUGUCAUCUGAGCAGGCAUGGGAGACCACAGAUGUCCUCAUCUGCGGCUGCGGGCCAACAGGAGCUAUGCUCUCUGGCUACCUUGACAGUAUGGCGGUCCGGAAUAUCGUCCUGGAGAGAGAGGCCAACAUCACGACGGACCCGAGAGGAAUCGUUCUUGACGAUGAUGGCAUCCGGUAUUUGCAGGGCCUAGGUCUCUAUGAGCAUGUCUAUACAGAUAUCGGUUCUUGUAUUGAGAAGGUAUUAUUUUUGUCCGGAGAGCAAAAAUGCUUGCACACAAAGCCCAGCUUCUGCUUUAAUACUGCAUCGUCCGAAGGGUAUACGGGACAUGUCGGAGUCGUAAGCCACAAACAACCUGUGCUUGAAAAACACCUCCGUUCCGUCAUCAAAGGGUCUCGGUACUCGCAGUUGAGGAGCAGAUGCACGUUGGAGUCAAUUCAGGAAGACAAGGACUGGGUGUAUGCGACCUAUGUGGAUUCUGAAGGAACCAAUCGACACAUCCGUGCUCGUUUCCUCGUUGGUGCGGACGGCAAGACGGGCUACGUGCGCAAGCAAUAUUUGGAACCACAGGGAAUCAAAAUGGACUGGGCCGAACAGUGUCGUUAUGAAGAAACCUGGGUUGCCUUGAACUGGGAAAUCCGCCUGCCAACAACAGAAACGCACCCUGACUUCCCGCUAUGGAAGAUGGGGUAUACGUCUGAAGAGGUGUACAACCUGUUCUUCCCAAAGGACUUUCGCUUCCUCUGCAACCCCCGUCGGCCAGCAGUCUGCGGCCGAUUUGGCCAGAACAAGGACCGCCUUUGGAGGUUUGAAUUCGUCGUUCAACCCGGUGAAGAUCCGCAAGAGAUGUCUGAGCCACACAAGAUUCGCGAGAUUGUAUUCCCUUAUCUUCGUCAUCCUGGGAACCGCUAUGGGCUAGACGCCGACGUCGAGUUUCCAAACGAUUGCAUCACAGUCCUUCGCUCCCGUCCAUUUCGGUUCGCAGCAAGGAAGUGCAACAAAUGGGCUAUGGGUCGGGUCAUCUUGUGCGGCGAUGCCGCUCACGUCUUUCCUCCAUUCGGCGGUCAGGGGAUUGCUUCCGGAUUUCGGGAUGCCAUCGCUCUUGCCUGGCGUCUGGCCAUCCUAACUCGCUCACACUCCGCUCGAUUAGACUACGACCAGGUCCUCGAGGGGUGGUACUCUGAACGCAGCCAGCAAUUUCAAAAGUCACUCAACACAACCUUGCGAAACGGGCAGUUGGUCAACAGCACCAACUCACUGCAGAACUUCAUCCGGGACUGGGCGCUUUGGGUCAUGCAACUGAUCCCUCCAGUCAAGCAUCAAUUAGAACUCGGACCCCGAAGAGAGGGCCCUGUCAGGUACAUCCACUCGGCUGGUAUGCCGUUUCUACCCUCCCUCCACGGUGGAGUCUGCUUUCCACAAACGUAUUGCACUGAGUUAGCGAAGCUCGACAAUCGGAUUCGCUUUACUGAUGACGUGAUCUUUUCCAAAGAGAAGACGAAACUGUUCCAGAUUGUUGUUCUGCUAAAUAAACCAGCAGAGGCGAUAGUGGCAACCAAAGAGCUGGACGGCAUUGACGACCUUAGCGGUGGUCACUUGUCUGCUAAGGAGGCCACAUUGCUGGUUCAGGCUAAGAAGUGUCUUCCUGGCGAUAAGUACAGUCAACCUGCGGGCCUUUCCCUUUCUCUGUUCCGAACCGCCACUGCAGAGGAGUUCAAGCAGUCCGACUUGUGUGUUGGACGGCCGGAACCGAACGGCUACAAUGACAUUGAGUUUGUGGGAAAUAGAGAUCUUAUCACGUCCGGUAUCACCUACUUCGACCGCGGGCAGACAACUCGAAUAGGCAAUGUCUACGGAGCAGACGUAUGUCACAUACCGGACCAAUCUGGCACAGAUACAGAGAGAAACCAACACCGCAAAAAGACUGCUCAAACGUUAUGGAGGGGUCAAUCUCUUCCUGAGUAUAAUACUGGCAGCUCACAGCAGCCUAGAAUCUUGGGGGCCGUCAGCAAGAGCGCUAUAUUUCCCGUGGGUGAUUAUCUGUACAGCUUUGAAUUCCUCCUGCACAACUCGCUUCCGGAGACCAUCAAGACUGAGCUGAUAUCUACCCGAUACUACCUGGAAGCUCUGAUUGAACCGUCUGGACCAUUUUGUUCAAAGGUGGUUUCUCAGCUUGAUGUCCCGGUCAUUCGACUGCCAGCCGAAAACUCCCUGGAGCUGAUUGAGCCAAUCAUCUUCUCCCGCAAAUGGCGUGAGCAGCUCGCUUACGAUGUUUGCAUUUUCGGAAGGUGUUUCCCUCUUGGCUCGCAGAUACCAAUCAGGGUAAAAUUGACUCCGCUAGUCCGCCUACAGUGUCACUGGAUCAGGGUAUACGUGUCUCAGCACGUACAGCAUCAGACAAAAGGAAAAACGAAUCGCUUUUUGCAGCUGCCCACGAAAAAGGUGCUUCUGUUCGAAAAGCAGGCUGGGCUGGCAAGUUACAGCUCGUACCCAGGCAGCACCCUGCGAAUCACGACAGACGAAGGCAGAGCAGGAACCCCCGGCAUCCAAACCACGAAUCUUCUAGGGGAAGAAUCGGAAACCUCUGACAUCAAACUUGACGUACAGCUGCCUCGAUGCCCGGAAAUGAGGAUCAAAGAAAAAACACAACGGCUUCACUUCAGUACUAAGGGCGGCAGUCCUGAGGUGAAUCAUUGGAUCCAGAUUGUUCUGUGUCUUUCGUUAGCAGACCAAGGCAGUAUGGGCUCAAGCAAGGCUCGGCCUGUGGAGUUGACGAUCGAGUCGCCUUUUACUAUUCUGUCCUGCAAGGCUACCCCGGCAAAUAUCUAUGUUCCACCAUAUGAGGUGGAAGGUGCUUUCGAAGUGAUGGCCUCCCAAGAAGGCCAAUGUGGGUGUGGCCCGAGUCCCCGGUCAAUAUCACUUGCGUCGAGGCACGAAGCAGAAGCACCUGAAGCCGAAGCCAGGGACAAUUUGAUGUCUGUUAAAGGACAAUUCCCGAGAGAUAUUACGCAGCCGCUCAGCUUCGAUAAUAUGUUAAGUGACAUCAAGCAACCUGCUCGAGCCCAUUUACCCGAUUGGGGCCUUCCUUCUGAUGAACUUCACCGGCGACCUGAUCCCUAUAGAAGCAGGCAAUGGUAUGGCGGAUAG